AUGCCCUCCGGAGCCCCAUUUGGUCGCUGUCGAUUUAAUUCGUCUGCCCAUCCAAUUAUCGAAAUCGCCACGUAUCAACAUGCGCCAUCCGUGUCAACCAACAAUCAAGCUGCCAUCGCUUUGACAGCUUCUCCUUACAAGAAAAUCUUCAAGUCCCAGCGACCCUAUACGGCUGAGAGUGACAAUCGCACCGUCUGCUUGGAUCCAUCCGAGCAACCAGAUACUACAUUCCAAAAGAAAUACGCCACCGGACCGUGGAAUGUAGAUGAAGAGGGGACUGAUGGGCAUGUCGAAGCGGAGCAACAUGACCCCAGUGCAGGCGCUGGGAGUGGAUCAAGAAGCACACUCUCCACUUCGACCAAGCGGCUUGAUUUAAUUAUUCUUCCUCUGACCUUGCUGAUAUACCUCUCAGACUAUGUUCAACGAUCAAACAUUGGAAACGCUGCAGCUUACGGUUUGAAGUCAUAUGUACUAGAUAACAGUCACUGGUGCUAUGCUUGGGUCUUGUCCAGCUUUUCCAUGACUUACCUGUCAUUUUUAAUUGGUGCCAAUAUAGUCGUUCCCAGAUCUCGAUCUCCAAAAUAUCUGCUCUCAUGUGGGGUCUUGAUAACUAGUAUCGCGACCAUCAUAAUUGGUUUUGCCUCGAACUUCGCAACCAUUUUCAUCUGCCGGUCUGUCAUUGGUAUGGGAGGGGCAAUCUUAGGCAAAAGCAUGGAAACUUACUACUCUUUGAUAUAUACCCGCACUGAGAUGGCGCAAAGAAUGUCUUUUUUCAUCGGCUCAACCGUUUUGGCUGGGGCUCUGAACGGAAUCUUCGCAUAUGGGACUGGUCUCAUUAAAUCAGAAGUGAAAACUUGGAGAUUUUUAUUCUUUAUCGAAGGAGGCCAAGGCAUCGUAUUGGCACUAGCAUGCCUCUUAUGUCUUCCAUCAUCAAAGGUGAAGAGGAAACCCGAAACAACUUCCCAAAUCCAAAUUCACACCCAGGGCUCUUUGUCAGAAAUCAACUCUUUCACCUUAGAAUACAACAUGUUUGAAUGGAGGCUUGCUUUAAGAGCUCUAGUGAAUCCAAAUAUUUGGAUCUCUUCUUUUUCGUACGGAUGUGUAAAUUUAAGUGUCGGAAGUUUGACUGGAUAUCUCCCCCUUAUCAUGGAAUCGUUUGGAAAUUCGCCGGAGCAAUCCCAGGUUUUGACCGCUUGGCCAUACUUGUUUGCAUUUGUUCUAAUGUUUAUGGUCGCAAACGCAUCCGAUCUCGCCGGCGUAAGAAGUGCUUUUGUCAUGCUCAUGUGUACAAUUGGUAGCACCGGUUGGGCGUUGUUGCUGCGAUACGAUGCCUCUUGGGUUAAAUAUUCCGCAACAUUCUUAGUUGUGGCCGGAGCGUAUUGCCCGAUUCCUUUAAUUCUAUCAUGGACUCUCAGCAAUUGCACUACUUACAAUGAAAGGGCCAUAUCUUUCAUUCUUAUGCAAACAUUUGGACAAGUCUUCACAGUUGUUUCCAACUUCAUAUUCCAUGCCCUCAACAAAGACAGCCCGCAGAGAUUGGGCUACUUUAUAAACUUGGUCGGUAACGCUUCUGCCGUUUUAGCAGUCAGUUACUUGGCAGCGGUUUAUCGUUAUCACAAUUGGAAAACUUCCCGCCACGCGGCUCCAACCAACGAGCGUGAGUUCAAAUUUCGGGCUCAUACUGUCAGCGAAAGAUUUUGA
Molecule: messenger RNA, 1701 nt
Organism: Puccinia triticina
Lineage: Eukaryota; Fungi; Basidiomycota; Pucciniomycetes; Pucciniales; Pucciniaceae
Exons: 15
Coding region: 1-1701 (566 amino acids)
Biological process (GO): transmembrane transport
Cellular component (GO): membrane
Molecular function (GO): transmembrane transporter activity
Source: RefSeq, a predicted model, not a curated record